AUGAGCGUGGAAAGGAUCGCGAGGAAGAGAAGAACAUCAAUGACAAGGAACACAACCGUGCACAACCGUGAAGACAGUCGCAAGAAAGGGCUUGGAGAAUACUCGAGUCCUAUGCGAGCGGAACUGAGAGAGCAGCCCGCAAAAGUGAAUCAGCUUGUAGAAGAGGCAUUGAAGCGGACCCAGCAUGCCACCGACACAGCCGGUCUAUCUCGCCAUCUCGAUACAGUCAAAAGCGCAGCCGUCAAUUCAGCAACCUCACCAGCAGAGCUUCGACACCGUUGCGACCUAGGAGAAUGUCGCAAAGUCCUCGAGCUUCAAGCCUCCACGCUUCAAGUGUUGAAGAGAUGGUUGUCAAAGCCGCCACCGAUUCCCGGCAUAGGCUCAAGCGCCGACACUCGCAAUGCUGUCGUGGCGAUCGGAAACAGCAACGCUCAUCAGCUAGCAUUGAUGGCUUUCGUGCUUGGUUUCGAACUAGCUGAGGUGCAGGCGAAGGUAAAGACGAUUGAUGACAGGAUGCAGACCGAGAUUCGAGAGGGAAAGCAGAUGGCAGCGGAGAUGAGCAAGAGGAGCAUCCGCCGACGAUCCCCUCCCUGGACAGUCGCCAGCGCCGCCGCCAGCGACAGCGAGCAUGAAGAAUACGAAGUUGAAGAAGUCCCAGACGUGCGCACUCGAUCAGCGCCAGGUCGCAAGAGCAAGAGCAAGAGCAAGAAGUCACCUCCACCAAGCACUCAAUAUCUCGUGCACUGGAAGGGAUACCCAAGAUCAGAGGCUACAUGGGAGCCUGCUGAGAGUGUCGUCAAGCAUGCUGGCGCAGCGGUGGCCGACUUCCAUCACAACCACCCUGGGUUGUCUAUUCAAGUCGCCUUGAGACCGCCACAAGGCAGAUCCGGGCCCGACCAGAUCGAUGCCUGCAAAGGCCGUCAAACGCUCGCAAUUCGCAUUCGAGAAGUGGAUCUCUUCCGCGAUGCGACUCAGAAACCCAGAUUCCCAUCUUCGGUCACUUCCUCCGGCAUCCUAUUCCGCAUUCAACCUCUCGCGUCAACCCAAGCAAUCAUGCGUCGCUUCAUCAGUAUGUUGAGGAGCAACACAAAGCGAGUCAACGGCAAUGACACCAAUAACGCCAACCCCAUCGGCAACGCACUUGAUGGAGGCUUCGGUUCUCCUUUGAACAACCCGGUGGCCAACUUGACUCAGGAUACCAUCUUCCAAUAUCUCGCGCAGUUCUUCCAGGACCCCGACGCCCUGCUUGCCGGCAUGGCGAAGGCAAGCUGCAUUCCCUCUGGCUCUCGUGCUGUCGAGGUCUCCUUUCCCGGCUCCUGCGCCCCGGACUCUGAUUUUGACUUCUACGUCGACUCGUCUGCCCGUUGCUCAGCACUCGACGUUGCUGCCAUGACUCCUCUUCCCGGCCUCCCUACAAUCGUGCAAUACUACUACAAGGACAAAGAGCAGCUACGCCGAAUUAUCGCUCUACCAGACUGCCCUGACGCUGCGGCUAGCGUGCUCCGACAGAUGCUUGCUUACCUCGACGACAGAGAUGAGUUUGGCAGGAUUCACGUGCUCGACAAUGGUUUCUACGUGCGCAUGGUGCAAGGUCGACCGACAGGUAGCUACGGCUAUUCCACCUCUGUUGCAAUCAUUACGGGACAGACGAUGACUACGAAUGGCCGCCGCCCUCUCAAAGUUCAACUUAUCUUCUUCAAGCAGCCUACUGAUGCCGAGCCCGGACCCGCUCAGCGCGGCCCAAGAUUUCCUGCGCAGCGGAUCGUGGGCAGGAUCUUCGGCGACAUCAUCAAUCAGCACGUCCACUGA
Zymoseptoria tritici IPO323 is the source of this 1809-nucleotide messenger RNA. RefSeq lists its product as uncharacterized. The transcript has 7 exons. Lineage: Eukaryota; Fungi; Ascomycota; Dothideomycetes; Mycosphaerellales; Mycosphaerellaceae. Gene Ontology annotation, molecular function: chromatin binding. Gene Ontology annotation, biological process: chromatin organization; negative regulation of transcription by RNA polymerase II. Gene Ontology annotation, cellular component: pericentric heterochromatin. The coding region runs from base 1 to 1809 and encodes 602 amino acids. The record is from RefSeq and is a predicted model, not a curated record.